CAACCAAGCCCCUUACCAUGCUAGUUUCUCUCAGACCCAAAGUUAUCCUCUUUGACCUUGAUGGAACGCUUGUGAACUCCACCCGCUGCGUGGAAAAGGCGUGGCGCGUAAUUUGCAAAGAGCACGACGUGGACGCCGAGUACUUAUUCGAGCACUCUCACGGAGUCAGAACGGAAGAGGUGUUCAAGGCACACUUCCCAAACAUUCCAGCAGACCAGCGCUCCAUUGCUGCCUUUGAAAGCACUAUCUAUGGAGACUAUGCUGACGAUGCGGAGGAGAUCAUGGGCUCGCGCGAGUUGCUCCGUGCUUUGGACGGCGACGCGGCGCUCACACAGAAAUGGGGUAUUGUCACCUCUGGUACCCGUGGCUUGGCCACUACCUCCAUCUCCAAGGUUCUCAAAUUGAACCGUCCGCCGCGCGUAUUUAUCACCGCCGAACAAGUCACCAAGGGCAAGCCUGACCCGGAGGGGUACAACCGCGGGUUUGAGUUACUUAGAAAGCAGUUGGACCAUGCACCUGAGGAAAACUUGGAGGCGAUUGUCUUUGAGGAUGCUCCUGCUGGUAUCAAGGCCGGUGUGUCCUCCGGUGCCACGGUUAUUGGGAUCACCAGCACGUUUGACAAGGAGGCAUUGCUCUCUGCGGGCUGCACGUAUGCUAUCAAAGACAUGACCAAGGUCAAGGUAGUGGCCAACUCUCGCAGGGGUUACUUUUUAGAAGUGGAUGUUUUGUAAAGAUGGUUCAAUGAAAAGACCCCUUGGUUUUUAUAGAAUGGCCCUUCCCUUGGAUUUUAGAGCAUGCAGUAAAAAGGGUUAGGCAAAAGUCUCGUAUAGUUCCUUAGAUAUGAUCUGGAUCUAGAAAGGAGAUAUGCAUAUUUGAGCUUCCUUUCUGUAGUUAUGGAUCAAGAGAAUAACAAUAUUAUUGCUGAAGGGU
Molecule: messenger RNA, 930 nt
Organism: Babjeviella inositovora NRRL Y-12698
Lineage: Eukaryota; Fungi; Ascomycota; Pichiomycetes; Serinales
Exons: 1
Coding region: 18-731 (237 amino acids)
Molecular function (GO): 2-deoxyglucose-6-phosphatase activity; beta-phosphoglucomutase activity
Source: RefSeq, a predicted model, not a curated record